AUGUCAUCUCCAACUAUUUACAACUUUAUCGUCGUAGGAGGCGGUACAUCCGGUCUCGUAGUCGCCACUCGACUAUCCGAGAAUCUUGAAAUCCAAGUUCUUAUCCUCGAGGCUGCUGGAAAUCAUUUGGAAAAUCCACAGAUAAACAUUCCAGCACUUUGGCCCUCUUUUCUUGGUACAGAACUCGAUUUGGCAUUUAAAACUGUUCCCCAGAGUGAACUUGGAAACCGCACUAUAAGCCUUCCUGGUGGUCGUCUCCUUGGUGAAUCAAGUGCCAUCAAUUCGCAAGCUUUUAUUGCUGCAUCUAAAGUUGGACUUGACGCCUGGAAAGAGCUUGCAAAUGAAGGCUGGGGUUGGGAUCCCAUGGAACCCUACUAUAAAAAGGGUCAUACUCUUGAAAUCCCAGGCGAGAAAUUAAGAAAGGAGCUUGGCCUGAGCCACCUGACAUCUUCGAACAACCCGGGGUCUGACGGUCUUAUUCAAACGUCGUAUCCUCCAAAAAUGGAUGCUGUCGGAAAAUCAUGGGUUGAUACCUUCAAUGCCUUGAAUCAUGAAAUGUCUGAGAAUGCAUUUCAGGAUCUUCAAUCGGAGCGAAGCUAUUCAGCAAAUGCUUACUUCAAACCCACACAAAAUCGAUUUAAUCUCCAUCUUAUUACUAAUGCUCUAAUCGAGAAAAUCAUUCUACAUAAUGAAUCUGGGGAAGGCGUUGCCAAAGGUGUGAAAGUCACUAUCAAAGGUGUCGAACAUAUCUUUCAAGCCGGAAGGGAGGUCAUAGUUGCAGUCGGUGCUUUGAAUUUCCCAAAGAUCUUAGAACUCUCGGGAUUUGGUGAUGCUAAACUUCUUCGCUCGCUUGGAAUCGAUGUACAUGUCGACAACUCUAACGUGGGAGAAAAUUUCCAAGAUCAUACAUCAAGCGGAAUGACUUUCGAUGUAGUUGACGAACUACAGACACUAGAUCCUCUGAACCGCCAAGAAUCAGAAGUCAUAGCAGCCGCUAUGUCCGCAUAUCAAAUUGACAAAACUGGACCCUUUGCUGGUGCGGCCAUAUCGUCGUUUGCUUACAUGCCCGUUCCAGACUUCCAAACACCCAAAGGGAAAGCCGAAUUAGAGCAUUUGCUGCUUACCCACAAACCCGAGAAGAAAAGUGUAACGACGCAGACAAGAGUUCCGCUUGUUCCUUCCGUCUAUGCAGCCCAUGGAGAUUUUGGAUCUGACGCAAGUUCCGCAAAGAACGUCACCGUCAGCCACGAGACAGGCAACUUUCUUACAAUUGCUUGUGAACUUGAAUAUCCACUUUCACGAGGCAGUGUUCACAUACAAUCUUCGUCUGCAUCGGAAAGUCCCAUCAUCGAUCCCAAAUAUUUCAGCAAUCCUAUUGAUCUAGAUAUCCACGCCCGAUUCAUGCGUUACAUCCAUGUCAUUGCUGCGACUGAGCCAAUGGCUUCAAUUCUCAAACCUGGUGGACAUAUCAGUCCAAGCUUUGCAGCAUUUGGUACAGACUUGGAAGAUGCCAAAGAUUGUGUACGAAAAACUAUGAUUUCCGCCUGGCAUCCGUGUGGCACAUGUGCGAUGUUACCUUUGGAAGAUGGUGGUGUUUUGAACCAAAAGCUGGUCGUUUAUGGCGCAAGGAACAUCAGAGUUGUCGAUGCAAGCAUGAUGAAUUUGAUUCCGAGAGGAAAUCUUCAAUCUACUUUCUAUGCUGUAGCUGAGAGAGCGGCUGAUUUGAUCGAGUCGGAUCACAAUAUCUAG
This is a messenger RNA of Botrytis porri, 1749 nucleotides long. RefSeq lists its product as uncharacterized. The record is from RefSeq and is a predicted model, not a curated record. NCBI's taxonomy places the organism in Eukaryota, Fungi, Ascomycota, Leotiomycetes, Helotiales, Sclerotiniaceae. The transcript is spliced from 5 exons. Gene Ontology annotation, molecular function: oxidoreductase activity, acting on CH-OH group of donors; flavin adenine dinucleotide binding. Bases 1 to 1749 code for a protein of 582 amino acids.